AUGGAGUUCGUGCUUGUACUUUGGACAAAUAAAAAGCCUGCAACAUUCAGUAUUAUCCCUGAAACUGAGAUUCGCAUUUGCGAUAAAAAUAAAUAUAAAGCCAAGUAUGGAAGCCAUUGUGUAUUUGAAUAUUUUUACUCUGUAGCUGACAAAAAAUGGCUUGAGUCAUUAGAUGUCUUUACUGAUGGUACUCUUUAUCAACCGAUUCCAACUGUUGAAACCUUAAGCAUUGAUACUCAAAGUAUCGAUCAAGAAGAAAGAAUUAAUCUCCGCCAAAAAGAAGUUGAAGAAGAUGCUGAUCAGGUUGAGAAGCUCGGUGAUCUUGAAUAUCAAGUUUCAGGCUUACAAAUUGAAGAUAAGAUGGAUGCUGCAGACAAAAAUCAAGAUAACAACUUUGUUUCUGAAAUCGGCGUUCCUCAAGAAUUCUUAGAACAAGACAUUCGACAAGAUUUAGCAGAUCGACGUGCAGAUCAUGAUCACAGCUUGGUUGAAAAUCAAGUUGUAAAUGAAGUUAUCAAUAAUAAAACAUUUAAUAGCAUUCAAAUUCGUGGUGGAUCAGUUGAAAAAAAUUUAAAUCUACCUAAGGCGGUAUAUCAAAUUGAAUUAGUAGAAGGAAGGGAUUUAUGGAUCAAUAAAGUCGAUCUUGACGACAUUGUCGAUCGAUCUGUGAAACCAAGUGAUUUAACGAGAAAAUUAUUAGCUCAUUUUGUUGGGGAAGAAGAAUUGAAAACUAUGUCCGUGUCAGGCAAAGGAGGCUGGAAACCUGUUCCUCAAAAUAUUUUGAAGACUGUUAAAAGCUUUGUAAAGGAGAAAUCAGGUGAAAAUAACGUUGGUGGUUUUAAUCGUUGGGUAACCAAAUAUUGCAACCGGUUAAGAGCUACUGAAUAUCCAUUAGAAGAAUCGGCAUAUCCACAACAAGAAUAAUGCAAAUUUAUAACAAUAAUUACACUUUUAUUAAGACAUAUACGAUUAAUUGAUGCAAUAUAUCAAUGAUAAAUUAAACAGUUAGGAACUGUUAACAGUAAACUGAUGGUUUAAUGAAAUCUACUGAUGUUUAGCAAAUGAUAUAACGAAUUUAUUAAUUAGGAUUACAAAAAAAAAUAGUAUAAAAUUUUAAGCCAAUAAAAUUAUUUUUUAAAAAAAGGUCUAUCGACGAAUUCUAUGUUUCGAUUGUACUUUUUUCUCAAAACUGUUGAUCUGUUGUGCAUAACAAACUGUGCGAGGUACAACUUAAAAAAAAAAUUAAAUGCACUACUAAAGAAAUGGAACGGUAACUUUUUAUCAUACAAACUCGAUUCAUAUAAGUGAUGCCCGUGACGUAGACCAGUUUUUGAAAUAUCACAUUUAAAUUUAGGAAUUAAGAAACUAGUUAACAACUCAAAAUUCACAGAAAAAAACAUACUUAUUAUUAAAGAGAAUGGAAUUAUUUACGAAAAGGACUUAAACUUUUUGUUGAAUACAUUCUUUCGAAGAUUAUUCAAUGUUAAUAUAUAUGUGAAAUUAUAAAUUAAAAUAACUUUUCGAGCAGUGAAUUUAAUAAAAAAUCUAACAAUUUAUAUUUUCUAUAGCAUUAGCAUACCUUUGAGAAUAAAUAUAGUUAUUUUCUUCAUAUUUACUUAUUCACUAGUUAAAUGCUUGAUGUACAAGAAAACGAUUCGCCGAGCGAAAAUUCAAAAUCCGAUCUUUUUAGUAGUGUAUUAAACUUUUUUUUAAAUAUUAAUGUUAAUUAUUCCAUCUAGUUUAACACUUUGAAAAUUUUGAAAAAAAAGAACUAUGGACAAAAAACAUGUAAACGUGGUUAGGCCUUUUCUCUGAAUGUUAAUAAUAUUAGCUUAUAGUUUUGUAAUAUUUUUUUUUGUCAUCCUAUAAAUAAACCUUUUGGCAUAUGAUUUGAAAAAAAAAUAAAUUUUUGAUUUUUUGGCCCGUUACAAUGAGUGGAUUAAAUGAAGUAUAUCGGCACAAGUGUGUAUUACUUGCUCUGAGAUAACUACACAGAUUUUGUGAUUGCUUAUAUAAUUAUGUCUGAUAAUUAGUCUAUACUAUCGUGCAUUCAUGAAGAUUCGUUCUGUAUAAGAUUAAAGUAUGACAAUGAAUAUCAAUCAAAUUAAGAGACCAAGGAUUUAACUAAUAUGCUAAGGAAUCUACGUUUUAAUUGCAAAUUUGCAAUUCUGGAGAAACUUAUGUAUCGUCAUUAGAAAAUUUUUGCCAGUUUUACACAAAAUUUUGCAACGAAUUUAUUUAU
Cotesia glomerata is the source of this 2242-nucleotide messenger RNA. RefSeq lists its product as uncharacterized. The record is from RefSeq and is a predicted model, not a curated record. Bases 1 to 924 code for a protein of 307 amino acids. The transcript has 4 exons. Gene Ontology annotation, molecular function: DNA binding. Lineage: Eukaryota; Metazoa; Arthropoda; Insecta; Hymenoptera; Braconidae.